CGCCGCAGCCUGGCGCUGUGCAGCUGAUGACAGGUCUGAAGGCGGUGCAAAGGCGGCUGUUCGUGGUGGCACUCCGAUGCUCUCAGCUGCAGAGCGGCGGGCUGGGCCGGCCAUUCCCAUCGUUUGCUGAUGUCGUUCGACUGCGCGCGAGACGCCAUACCUCAGUCCGCUGCGAUGGCGGCCUCCUGCGCCGUCGGGGCAGUGUGGGCCAGAAUGCGCAUCAGAGCUCGACAUUCGACGCACAGGCAGGCUCGCACGGCCGCGCGUGAUGCGUCGUUGGACAUCCACCGGGGUGCUGCGACCCGCAGCAUAUGCGCCUCGAUUCGUUUCUCCAGCCACACAUGAUAACUGCACGGUGUGUGUUUCAGCAUUAGUCGCUCGGGCCGAAGUGUGCGCUGGGAUUGGCCUC
Tilletiopsis washingtonensis is the source of this 409-nucleotide messenger RNA. RefSeq lists its product as hypothetical. The record is from RefSeq and is a predicted model, not a curated record. NCBI's taxonomy places the organism in Eukaryota, Fungi, Basidiomycota, Exobasidiomycetes, Entylomatales. The transcript has a single exon. The coding region runs from base 130 to 345 and encodes 71 amino acids.